Podarcis lilfordi (Lilford's wall lizard) is the source of this 159-nucleotide messenger RNA. NCBI's taxonomy places the organism in Eukaryota, Metazoa, Chordata, Lepidosauria, Squamata, Lacertidae. The record is from the annotation of a GenBank genome assembly.
AUGGCAAACCUGGAAGUAAACACCGAGUUUGCCACGAUUUGCGCAUGCAUGGAAGCGGCUUCUGCCAUCUGCCCAUGCGCACAAGCGGCGGUCGACUCUACGCAUGUGCAGAAGCAUGCUGCUGCUGAAUGCACACACGCACAACGGCACCUCCACUAG